GUCCCAAUUCUUUUGGCAUAUAUCCCUUUUGGCAUUCCAGAUUUCCAAAUUAUGCGCCAAACAUGUGGCGCGUUUGUAUCUGCGAGCAACUACAGCGCCUGCUUAGUGGGCCAGGGCGCUGCUACGCACAAGCUGGAUGCGGUCGCGUCAUCAAGAAACGCUCUGGUCCCGAGGCAGUCACACCAUGUUCCGAGUACAAUGUACAGCAGAAAAAACAGCGCGAGUUGCAGCUGAGACAAGAACACCAACAACAACAACAACAACAACAAAAUCAACAACAGUCGUUCAUACAGCCGCAGCCCGGACAUGGGUCUGCCAGUCCUUUAUUUGAACCUUCUAGAGUCAACGAAAUCGGCAAAAUCGAGGAGCACGAACUAUUUGAGUUGGGGGAAAUAACACAGGAAUGUGAAAGGCAGUGUGCAAACCUUUUGCACGCUCUGAACGAAUACGGAAAUGCCACCGCAACUCUGAAUAAAAUGAAAGAAAAUGCAUGGCGAUCCUAUCCACCGCUUAUUAUAGAGCCGCCGAAAAAAGAAACCGAAGAAGAGCCGCACAAAACGGGUAUUGUUUAUGGAAAAAUUGACACAGGAUUAGCUACAAAUUGUGACGAAGAUUAUGAAAACGAUCCGUCAGAGCUUGAAAUAGUACAGCAUUCGGACAAUUAUCUUGAUCAAAGGGCUCAAGCAGAGCAAUGUGCAUCACAUGAAUGUAUUGAGGACUACGACUAUGAACAUAACUAUCUGCCGGUCUCAAGCGACAGACACUUAAGCCCACAAAUGGCAAAUGAUCAGGACACUUCGCAGCCGAACAUGCAUGUACUUUCGUGCUCGCAAAAUAAUGAUAGUCCACAGACUCCUGCAACACAUCCAUUCUACGCUGAAGAUCACACUCUACGGCCUAUACAGAGACACAAAAACUGUCAUUUGCUUCCCCAAAGAAUGGGCGAGCACGUUGCAAAGUUUUCUAAUUGGGAACCUCCAAUAGAAAAAAGAGGACAAAAAUGUCACCCUCAACCCUACCAGGAUGUUUGCGAGGGGUCCAACCCUAAGCGCUCGUUUCCUAGGAUAAAAGCCAAAUCCCCACCAGAUUGUUUCCCUAAGCCAAAAAUGUCAUGUGGGCCAAGAGCGCCUCCUCCAAUAUUUCGGUCCGAGCCAUGCGUAGGAUCUGAAUUCAGAGAUUCACGGGAAACGAGAGAACGAGCUUCGAGUAUUUCAAAAUCGACACCUCCAGCAAACCAAAAAUUGACUAAAAAAUGUCACCCACAAGCAUAUCAGGACGUUUGCGAAGAACCGUAUCCUGAACGAUUUCACCCCAGGAUCAAAGCGAAACCGGCACCAGAUUGCUUACGAAAACAAAAAUUGUCAUGUGGGCCACAACCACCUUCCACAACAUUUCGACCCGGAUGUGAAUUUGAAGACAUUAAACAUAGUUUUCACAGUCCUAAAAAAUCGAAAAAAAUAGUUUCGCACCAAAGCAAUCUUGAUUGUCCUGUUCGGAAGCCUGAGCCCAAGUGUCCAAAACCAAAGCCUCAAAAAUGCAAGCAAAAACUUCAUCCAUGCGACGCUCGCUGCAAUCCGCAUCCAGAUCGAUACAAUCCCAGAAUAGAGGCAAGACCGUUUCCAACAUGUCCACAAAGACCUAAAAUGACAUGUGGUCCGAAACCUCCAAAACCAUUGUUUCGUCCCGGUCCCUGUGCAGAACCUGAACUCGAAGAAGAUUCGCAAAAUAGUUGCAGAGUUCCAAAACAUCAAACCGCCAAGAAAUCAUUGGAAAAGUCACAUUCAAAGCCUAAUACAUGUUGUAAGCCUCCUAAGUCUAAGCCAUCUGCUGAAUGCCCGAAGCCGAAGCCAAAAAAAUGCCACCCAAAGCUUCAUCCAUGUGAUGCCCGCUGCAAUCCGCAUCAAGAACGUUUUCAUCCCAGAAUUGAGGCAAGACCCUAUCCAACAUGUCCGCAGAGACCCAAGAUGACUUGUGGGCCGAAGACUCCAAAGCCAAUAUUUCGACCUGCUCCAUGCUCAUCGCCGACGGAGCAGUGCCCAAAGAUCGAAAACGACCCACCAGUUUGUGACGAAUAUGAAAUGCCGGAGUGCCCCAGAGUUCCAGAGUCGGAAUCAAAAUCAUACUCAGUUGAUGUGGAGGCUUAUCCCGAGAAGAAAACCCUGCAGAACCUCAAAAGUCUUAUCGAAAGUAUGCUCGAUAUGUUGCGCGAUAAAACCCAAAAGCUUGGAAAUAGUGAAGAAAGCAGUAAGGAUAUUAAAUUAAAAAGCAGCAAAGAUAAAGAUAAGACACUGUGUACUGUUGAGCCUUUGCCAGAAUGCGACCCGAUCCAUCAUCCAAAUCGAAAGCCGAAUUCGAAAAAGAAGAAGCCGAAGAUCCACCUUUGCGACGAACCUUUCGACUAUCAUAAUAUGCGUCAAGUUCCCAGAGUAGAAGCUAUUCAAGGCUUCCAAUAUGCAGACCGACCGAAGCUACCUUGUGGACCUGAAUCGAAGCUAGAUAAGCCCACACUUCGACCAUGUUAUCCAUCCGAGUGCUGCCCCACUGUUGAAAAAUAUGAGGCGCCAUGUUCCUAUUCAUUGCCGAAAUGCUCAGUGGAAGCACCCCAAUCAAUCAAGCCACCUGCUUCCACCACUGUAGAUUCCUCACAGACUGGGCCAACAAAAAGCCCAAAUUUUGGCAGCAGCACAGAAGAAAGCAAUAGAUUCACUGGAUUUAUUAACAUGCUCGUAGAAAAAACUAAAGCAGUGGGAAAUAAGCUAGGACAAGGUCAGCCAACUGAAGACAACCAGUCACACACCUGUGAUGGAAGGGAAAAAUUGUUUAAAGACAUCAAGAAGUGCUCCUCAGAACAAUGGAGCCGUCAGCUGAAACCAAGUGAGCCAAGUGAGCGCUUCAAGGAGGAACGCAAACGCCUGCGAAAGUGGAACAAACUGUUAGGAUCAAGUCAGGCUAAGCAAAGCUACAUGCAAUACACCAAUCGUCAAAUGGAGCUGCUGGACAAGGUGACUCAAUAUGCUAAAGAGAUGCAAAAGCGCAAUCGACAACGAAAUCAUGAUCGAAUGAUUUCCCAAGCCAAGUUAGGCCAAUCGGUGGCCUCCGCAAGUUGCCAAGAUUCGAGGCAAAUCUCUCCUCAAUGUGAGACGGUACGCAAAAGCUGCAUGUGUGCCUGCCUAAGCAGCCCAGCUCCAAUGCCCCCGGAGGAUAACCGAAGCCAAAAGCACUCAAGGAAGCACUCUCACAAGAAAAUUUAUGAGUGCAUUACGCAAAUGAAUAAGUGCGAAGCGGAGGCAAAGCUCCAAAAAUGCAUGGAAGAGGAGUUGAAAAAAACCAAACAUGCAUGUCUGCAAAAAUCAAUGGCAUCAAUGAAUGAAAUGGACAGACAAAGGGCAGAUUGCGAAAUGCAGCAGCUGGAGAAUGAGGUCAGAGAGUAUUGCAGGGAAAAGCUAUGGAUCGAGCAAUGUGAAAAAUUGGAGGCGGCGGAAAGGAUUAAGCGAGAGUGUGAAGCUUUGGAAAUGCAUCAAAAGUGCGAAGAGGCUGCAAAAAAAGCAGAAGAAGAAAGGUUGAAAAAACAUUGUCUAGAAUUAAUUUGUAAAGAAGUGCAGUCGGUCCAAGAAAACGUUUGCGAGGAUGAAGAGCACCUUGAUUCUGAUGGUGGGGGAAAAACCGACGCAAACGAUUUUGUCGAAGAGCUACUAAAAAAGUGUAGAAUGCAAGCGUUAAAGGAAGAGAAAAAGCGGUGCAAAGAGUUAGAGCAGAGGCAGAAAGGUGCACAAACUGAUUCGGAGAGAGCCUGCAUCAAACAAAUGUUGCAAAAAUGUAAAGCUGAACUACUAAAGCGAAAGUGCGAAGAGCAGAGUCUAAAAAGGAAGAAACAAGAGGAAGAGAUGAAAAAGAAAUGCAUAGCAGAAGUGGCAAUCAAAAAGAAAUGCGCCGAGGAAAUGCUUAAAAAGCAAUGCCAGGAGCUAUUAUUAUUGAACAAAUGUAAAAAGAUGGCAGAAAGAAAAAAGACAAAAGAACUGAAUAAAUCAUGUAAGGAACAGAGAAAUGACGCUACGGAACACGAUGGAGCCGAAACGGAUAACGCAAUUGUCACUGAGAUUAAGAGUAUAAUAAAGCAAUGCGAGAAACUUAAACGGAAAUACGAAAAGCGUCUGAAGGAAAAAUGUAUGAACAGAGAGCUGAAGAUGCAGUGUGCCGAGCGAGAGAGCGCAAAUAGAAAAAGCCGAGAAGCUGAGCAGCAAAGAAGGCGCAAAGAAGCCGCACAAAGAACACUUCGCGAUGAGGCUGAGCACAAAAGAAGAGUCAAGGAAGCCGAGGAAAAAAGAAAGUGUGAGGAAGCUGAGAUGAGAAGGAAGUGCAAGAAAGCUGAACAGGAACGAAAAUGCGAGGAAGCAGAGCAAAAACGAAAAUGCGAGGAAGCUGAGCAAAAACGAAAAUGCGAGGAAGCAGAUCGAAAACGAAAAUGCGAGGAAGCUGAGCAAAAACGAAAAUGCGAGGAAGCUGAGCAAAAACGAAAAUGCGAGGAAGCUGAGAUGAGAAGGAAGUGCGAGAAAGCUGAACAGGAACGAAAGUGCGAGGAGGCUGAGCGCAAAAAAAAAUUCGAUGCUCAACGCAAGAAAAAGCUAGAGGCUGAAUUGCAGAAAAAAUGUAAAAAAGAAGCACGGCUCAAAAGAAAAUGUGAAGCAUUGGAGAAAGAGAAAUCAGUAGCGGAUCAAACAAAGCGUUGCGAAGAAAUUAGACAGAAAUGGAUGGGGGAUAAGGGAAAACUCAAGGACUGGCCAGAAACAAAGUUUACUACGCUGGUCACUGAAGCUGACUAUAUACAUGAAUUGUUUCAAUUACCGUUGGCGUUCCAUAAGGAAACCAUUAUAGGAGUCGAUGGCGCGGACCUGAUACAACGCCUGCCCAAUAACUCAUAUUUGCUUGACUUGCGCAACAGUCUGGCGCUAGCCGAAAUUUAUCAGCUAAGAAACACAGCCAUAUUUUUGGAUAACCCAGAAGUGACCCGAAGAAAAAAUUCAGACACCACCAAAACCACAAAGGAUAAGGCACCCAAGUCAGACGCCCAUCGAUUUGCAGAUUCGGCAUACAACUUGAAGCGGCUUAUGCCGGAGCUGCUACGUGCCAGACUCAGCAAUUCGUUGUUGUUGUAUGUCACAGUCAGCGACCUCUUGAACUGGAUGUAUUCGAAAUGGGCGCAACUUCAGCAGCGGCACGAUACCAAUAUUGCGUGGCCUCACAUCGGCCUGCUCCCACCCAGCUGCAUGGGGGGUCACAUCAUUGGCGAUCCAGACAGACAGCGAUUGCCAAUGAUGUGGCCCAGCAUUGCAGAGGGGUCGAACAGUCCGAAUGAAUUACUGCGCAGCAAUGGCAUUCUGUCGCUGCACUCCACAAUCUGCAGCGAUGCCAAUACCAAUAUCAAUGCCGAACCCGAAUUACACCUACCGCUACCCCAUCGCAUCGAUCUGCAUGGUGUAUCGUCAUUGGGAUGCUUUCAACUGAUCUGCGAGCGGCAGUGUCGACUGCUCCGAGAAUUGUCGCAACUGCUGCUUGUUGAACCGGCCACCUGGUCUCAUUAGUGACUCAGCGUCGGUUGUAUUCUAAAUUUUUUCGAUCACUAUAUAUGUAUUCUUUUAGA
Molecule: messenger RNA, 5638 nt
Organism: Scaptodrosophila lebanonensis
Lineage: Eukaryota; Metazoa; Arthropoda; Insecta; Diptera; Drosophilidae
Exons: 1
Coding region: 63-5579 (1838 amino acids)
Source: RefSeq, a predicted model, not a curated record